Messenger RNA from Cladocopium goreaui, 741 nucleotides. The record is from the annotation of a GenBank genome assembly. Lineage: Eukaryota; Dinophyceae; Suessiales; Symbiodiniaceae.
AUGGUGGGUUUGGUCAGUAUCGCUGCUGGAAGUGCCAGUGCCAUGAUGACUGCAGGAGCAGUCUCUGUGCUAUGUGAGGCCAUUCCCCAAGGUCUUGCCCUGAUCGUGGCUGUGAGAGGGUGGGAUGAACCCUGUAAUCAACCACUGCAGUUGUGGCUGGCCGUGGUUGGAGCCAUUGGCGUCUCAAUCACCGUGCCGGCUGUGCUGGUCCUAUGUCGUGAGAGGCGCAAGAUUCAGCAGACCAUGGGCAACCAGGAAAUGGUGGCAUAUUUGGUCCGGAAGCAACGGGCCCAGGCAGAUCAACAGGCCUUUGAAGAGAAUGAAAGUUUCGAAAACGAACUGAAGGAGUUCCGCACCGCGCCCUCUUUGUCCGAUUGCUUGAUUCGAUUUGUUCAGUGCCCACUGUUGAUCUGGGAAAUCUUGGGUAUUGUGUGGUACUUGAACAGUUCCAGCGACAACCAGAUUUGCAGCGACAGCCUGCGAAGCUUGGGCUAUCCUCGCGGGAGGACAUUGGGCUCUGUAAAACUGGCAGCCGUCACUGAGGACAUUGGGCUGGCGGCAACUUGGCUGCGGCGAAGCAUUGUGCUCCUGAAGCUCUUCAUGCCCUGUGUCACCUGCUGCUGCGUCAUUGCUUGCGGACUUGGAGCCGGUCUCGCGCACCUGCCAGAGGUAGCUGGUGAAUGGGGCCGGUUCGUUCGAGGAAAGACAUCGGCAAGCCAUGGGUUUUCCCAUGGUGACUGA